AGGCUCGGUUGGGCUGAAAAAACUAGUGCAUAAACGUCAGUCUGAUACUGAAAAAACUCGUAAUAGUGGAAAAAAUAAUAACUAAACGUUGUUUAUGGGAUCUUCAUCGAUGGAGAGACCCGGGAUUUGAGGGAUUUCUCGUGGAAUCGUGAAAAAGUCGGGUUUGGGAGUAAAUAUGGAAGUGGAAAGUGUACUCAUAUGUCGGGCAUGCAUGAAAGCUGACGGGAUUUUCUUGUCCAUGUACGAGGAUGACCAGAAAAAACUGUCGGAGAAAUUGGCUGAAAUCACGAAUAUUCAGAUUGAAAAAGACGACGGUCUACCAACAGUUCUCUGUCCAAAAUGUGCCUACCGAACGGAUGCAUUCUACGACUUCAAGCAUCAAGUCCAAGACUCCCAGAAAAAACUCCGAAGGAUGUUCUCACUGGAGGCAGAUCCCGCGCCUCCCGCCGAUAAAAAUCCCCCAACCUGGAGAGACUCCCCAACCCCUCCAAAGUCCGUAUACAUUCUCCCGUCAAUCCCGCCCUGUUCCCCCCAGCAAAUCGAAAAAAUCUCAAUCGACGCGACUUACGCACCCCCUGAGGACUCACCAGAGGACCCCCACGGAGAAAUAAAAUUCAUUCCAGACCCGAACGACCUAGAACCAGUGGAAACCUUCGACGAGCUCUUCAGUCAGACCCCACCCGAGUUCUCCAUCGACGACAAAGAGCUGAUCCAGAAGGAAGAAAUCCCCAGUGAGCUCCAGGACAUCCUGGAGUCUGAGGAUGUCGGGUACACGCUGCUCUACAUCCCCCCUAACGACGUGGAGCUGGAUCUUCGAGGAGACGAAGAACCCGACGAUCCAGGGGACGACCUACUCGAGCCUGGAAUUUGUGAUUCUCUGAUUCCCGAGGCGAUUCUCCCCCAGCCCCCCCACCAAUCCGACUCUCCAAUCCCCAUGGCCUGCGAUAAAUCAGACUCUGACUCUGACGACUGCCUGGAGCCGCCCUUAACCCUGCUGGGUAGCCUGAACGACACAGUGGUCAGAGUAAAAGAACUGAAGACUGACGCAGGAGGGACGAUCUACCAGUGCAGCCUCUGCAUGGAGAACUACGACCAACUGACGAGUAUUCUCUUUCACACAGUGGACAACCACAUCCCCACGACAGGACCGUUCUUCUGUGUGGUCUGCGAAAAGGACUGUGACUCCCAGAAGGAGCUGCGAAGCCACGUGAAGACGCACACAGGGUCGAACCCCUACACCUGUUUCCUCUGCGAGAAAGCGUACUCCAGUAAGAGAUACCUGAAACGACACAUGGUGUGUCACACGGAUUACCGAAAGCACAGGUGCCCAAAGUGUGGAUUGAGAUUUCAAGUGAAGUCUGAAUUGGAGAUUCAUGCCACGACCCACCUCCAUGGGGCGCCAUACGUCUGCAGCCAGUGUCCCAGGAUUUUCAAUCACAAGGGGAACUACAAGAGGCAUUUGAUAUCGCAUUUGGAUCCUCAGGGGGUCCGACUGCCCAAGUAUCCCUGUCACAUGUGUGGAAAACGAUUUUUGAAUAAUAGAACUUUGCAGACGCACAUCAGGGUGCACACCGGGGAGAAACCGUUUACUUGUCAAGUUUGUAAUAGGUCUUUCUCCCAGCAGGGGAAUCUGCUGAAUCACAUGAGGAUCCACUCGAACCCCAGGAGCUACUCCUGCGAAGUCUGCGGGAAGAGGUUCAAUCAGAGGGCGACUCUGAGGGAUCAUGCGCUCCUUCAUACUGGGGAAAAACCGUAUGUUUGUAAUGUUUGUGGGGUGGCGUUCACUUUUUCGGCGGCUUUGAGACGACACAUGUGGGUGCAUGCUGGGGACAAACCGUUUGGAUGCAACUUCUGUGAGUCGAGAUUCGUGGGGAGAUAUGAUCUGAAUCGUCAUAUGAAGAUUCAUAGUGAUAGGCCGAGGCAGAAGAGACGGAGGAAGGAUCAGAUGCAGCAGGAGGAUGCGGGGGAUUCAGUGGGGAGUGAUCCACUCAUUGCUGAACAGAUUAUUCCUGUUGUGGAGACUACUUUCGUCGAGCAUGUGCUCAUGGGUGAUGACGCUGGGCACAUUGCUCCGAGGGAGGCUGAGAAGGAAAAUGUGGAUGCAUUGUUCAAUCUUAUUCCGUACAGUUGAAGGGGUUGAUGAGGAUUUGAGGAUUUUUAUGGUUGUGUAUAUAAUUUGUAAAUAUCUUUGGGUUGAGAGAAUUAAAAAUUUAAGAGAUU
Messenger RNA from Diachasma alloeum, 2220 nucleotides. RefSeq names its product zinc finger protein 250. Lineage: Eukaryota; Metazoa; Arthropoda; Insecta; Hymenoptera; Braconidae. The record is from RefSeq and is a predicted model, not a curated record. Bases 176 to 2131 code for a protein of 651 amino acids. Gene Ontology annotation, biological process: regulation of transcription by RNA polymerase II. Gene Ontology annotation, cellular component: nucleus. Gene Ontology annotation, molecular function: RNA polymerase II cis-regulatory region sequence-specific DNA binding; DNA-binding transcription factor activity; zinc ion binding. The transcript has 2 exons.